AUGUCCUUCUUCGGUAUGGAUCCACAGAAGAAAAAUUAUGCUGCAAAACAGUCACAACAAGGUUUGUUGGUGCUGAACCAUGAGUAUCUGCAACAAUCGCAGUUACACACGCCAGGCGGUACGAUUACGGUAGAUGGUAAACGCCCUGAAGACCAGAUUUUACGUGAAGUAAAUGCACACGGGGUAUCGGUGGUCGAAAUCCAGAAAGACGCGAACACUCAGGCCGUCAAAAUCAACCUAAACUCACCAUUUAACCGCCGUAUUACCGCUGCCACUGAAAUGGAAUUACGUGGUCCGGCACGCGGUUCAGACCUGAUGAAAACCCGUUUUUCGCCUGCAGGCACCCUGACGCGCGGUACCUUUGCCAACUGUGGUAAUGGUUAUACCCCGUGGGGAACUUAUCUGACUGCGGAAGAAAACUGGAGCGGCUAUUUCUCCCGUGACGAAGGCGAUGUACGUACAGAUGCCGAGCAAGUUGCUUUGUCGCGUUAUGGUCGUGGCGGUCCGGCAACCAGCCAGUAUCGCUGGGAUAAAACCGAUGCUGAACUGACGGGUGAGCGCGAUCUGUAUGAUCGCUGGAAUAUUACUGCACAGGCGGAUGGCAGUGCCCUUACUGACUACCGUAAUGCCAUGAAUACCUAUAUUGUCGUGCAUGCACGUCUGGCAGCCGACUAUAUUCAAGCCACUAAAAUGGACCGUCCGGAAUGGGUAGCAGUAAACCCGGAAAAUGGCGAAGUCUAUGUAACGCUUACCAACAACAGUCUGGAUGAUUUAAAUGACUUCUCCAGCCCGGAUGGCAUGUGGUUCGAUCCGCGCGGAAUUCUGUGGAUUCAGACCGAUGAUGGUCAGUAUACCGAUGAAACCAACUGUAUGAUGCUGGCAGCACUGCCAGGUAAAGUAGGUGAUGGAACCAAAGCGCUUGCUGCCAGCACCAAGGCA
This is a messenger RNA of Cylicostephanus goldi, 939 nucleotides long. The record is from the annotation of a GenBank genome assembly. NCBI's taxonomy places the organism in Eukaryota, Metazoa, Nematoda, Chromadorea, Rhabditida, Strongylidae.